UCUGUUUUGGGUCCUUUCUUUGGUUCCUGGUCCACGUCUUCAAGGAAGUAUUUGACGACUAUCGUGAUGGAGGCGGGUUGAUCGUGCGCCGACUGAAAAGACGGCAUCUCUCUGUUCACCCCAGUUUUAAGAGAAACGGCCCUGAAGAGUACGCUGUUUUGAGCUAUUUAAGAACACAAUCGCCGUUAGAGUUCCCCCCCGAGACUGCCCGCAGCGCUGUAAGGAUGUCCUGGUUUGCUGACCUGGCCGGAAAAGCAGAAGACUUUCUGAAUAAAGUGGACCAGGGAGCAGCUAGUGCUCUGACUAAACACCAGAAUCGAGCUGCCAUAUCAUAUGACACCACAGAUUCUUCUGUUGGCCCCUACAGCACUACACAUACUCCUUCUCCCCCAGCACAGCAGCACAAUUCCCAAGAUGCACCUGGAUUCAUUACAGCUGCUGCAAGCAACAUUAAAAGGUCCAAGGCCACACUUCUGGCAGGCACAGCAAACGUGUCUUCGGCAGGCACCAUCAAGGCUUCCUCCAACUUUGUCCGACCCAAGAAGGCAGAACCAAAUGAUGACAUUCUUUUUGACUUCCUGAACAGCACUGACCCGGCAUCAAGCAGAAAGCGGGAUACCAAGAAGGAACAGCCUAAAGUGGGGAUUGGUAGCCAGAUGGCUGUAGCGGAGGGAGCUCCCUCUACACCUUCUGGUGCUGGCCCUGCUCCUCCUUCUGCCCCUUCCACACCCCCCUCCAACCGGGGUCUGUCUCGGACUUCUAGCCUCAGUUCCUUAUCCGCCAGCACUCACAGUGUCAAGACCUCAGAGGACGGUUCCUCCAAAGACCAAAGCCAAGACACACCGGAGAGCUCAGAUUCAGGGCUACCAGGGUCACAGGAACCUCAUCAAGAAGACCAGAUGCCUGUGGAAGAGGUGCCAGGUCAAGUGAUGUCCAGCCUGCGCUUGGAAAACCAACUUCUACGCAGUGAAGUGGCAUCACUUAAUCAGGAGAUGGCAGCACUCAUCCAAAGAGCAAAAGAUGCACAGGAGGAGCUGAAUGUAGCCCAGGCUCGUACAGACAAGUGGAACUCGGACCAGUCGCGGACAGACCGCACUAUCAGGGAGCUGAGGUCACAGGUUGAUGACCUGAAGGAAGCCUUGUCCGCCAAAGAUGGACAACUGGCAGUUCUGAAAGUCCGACUUGAAGAGGCAGACCAUCUACUCUUAUCCCACAACAAGGCCCUUGAGGCUGCUCAGACAGAGAGGUCCAGAAUCCUGCAGGACCACACUGAAGGGAGUAAAAUGCACUCACAGGCCCUGGAGACCCUGCAGGAGAGGUUACGAGAAGCUGAAACUGCACUUCGAAGGGAGCAGGACAACUGUCGACAAAUGCAGAGUGAAUUUUCAGAACGUUCCACCAAGAUGGAGGGCGAGAAACAGGCCCUGGUGGAGGCAGUGACUGCUGCAGAGAGACGGGCCACGGAGGAGAGACGAAGGGCUGAAGAACAGCAGCAGCAGCUAAAAAGUGCACGCUCUGCUACUGAAAUAGCCAAACAAGAGCUGCAGGACUACAAACACAAGGCCUCACGCAUCCUGCAGUCUAAGGAAAAACUGAUCAGCAGCCUGAAGGAAGGUUCUGGGCUGGAGGUCCUGGAGGGUGGUGUGGCAGGAAGUCUGGAGCUAGAAGAGCUGCGGCAUGAGAAGGAGCUGCAACGAGAAGAGAUCCAGAAGCUCCAAGGCCAGAUCCAAUCGAUUCGUGCAGAGAUGCAGGACUUGGAGGUGCAGGCACUAGCUGAGGCAGAGACCUGGCGGGAGCAGCAGCAGGAGUUGCGGGAACAGCAGCUCCACCAGGCCCAAGCUAAACAGGAGGUGCAGGCUGAACUGGAACGCUGCAAGCAGGAAUUGCAGUACAUGGAGGAAGAACACCACCGGACCAAAAGCACUCUCCAAAGCAGGAUCAAGGACCGUGAGGAAGAGAUCCAGAAACUCAGGAACCAAAUUACCAAUAAGACGCUGAGCACCAGUAGUCAAGCAGAGCUGGAGAGCCGUCUCCAUCAGCUGACAGAAACCUUGAUCCAGAAGCAGACCAUGCUGGAGGCUUUAGGCACAGAAAAGAGCUCAUUGGUCUUCCAGCUGGAGCGUCUGGAGGAGCAAAUGAAAAGAAUGCAGGGAGGCCAGGUCAACGGGCCAGCCAUCAACAUGGGCAGCGUGGAUGGACCGGGUGUGCGCCCGCGGAAUGUGCCGGUCCUCUUCAGUGAUCAAGAAGGACCUGCUGCUGGGGUGUACGGCAAAGUGCGCAAGGCAGCCAGCACCAUAGACAAAUUCAGCAUUCGACUGGGUAUAUUUUUGCGGCGGUAUCCUGUGGCCAGAGUCUUCGUAAUACUCUAUAUGGCAUUGCUGCACUUAUGGGUCAUGAUUGUCCUUCUAACAUACACACCAGAAAUGCACCGUGCUCAUCCUGAUGGAAGAUAGGUUUGACAAAUGGUUAGCUGAUUAAUGUAGGAUCAGUAAAUAAAUAACCUGAGAGACUAUCAAGCUGCUGAGCUCCAGUUUAAACCUUCCUUCAAGGAAGGGAAAACUUGUUCCUGCAAAUUGCACAAACUUGGGACCCAGAGGUGAAGUUUCUCCCUCCAGCCUCUGUGCUCUAAAAUGUCUCAAAAGUCAUAUAAACUUAACUAAAAUUAUACCCAGAGAUGCUAAUAAAUUAUCCUGAAGAUCAGAUUUUGUUUGUUCAUUUUCUCUACAUUUUUUUUUCCCCAUUUGAUUUUCAUUUGUUUUCCCCUGUAGAAACUGAAUUAACUGUAUGAAAUUUAACUUUUAAUAAACA
This is a messenger RNA of Scleropages formosus (Asian bonytongue), 2808 nucleotides long. It is a transcript of the gene golga5, whose product is annotated as golgin A5. Lineage: Eukaryota; Metazoa; Chordata; Actinopteri; Osteoglossiformes; Osteoglossidae. The coding region runs from base 225 to 2453 and encodes 742 amino acids. Gene Ontology annotation, biological process: retrograde transport, vesicle recycling within Golgi; Golgi organization. Gene Ontology annotation, cellular component: Golgi membrane; Golgi cisterna. The record is from RefSeq and is a predicted model, not a curated record. The transcript has 13 exons.